This is a messenger RNA of Solenopsis invicta (red fire ant), 1258 nucleotides long. RefSeq lists its product as uncharacterized. The record is from RefSeq and is a predicted model, not a curated record. Gene Ontology annotation, biological process: interstrand cross-link repair. The coding region runs from base 97 to 1125 and encodes 342 amino acids. The transcript is spliced from 4 exons. Gene Ontology annotation, cellular component: Fanconi anaemia nuclear complex. NCBI's taxonomy places the organism in Eukaryota, Metazoa, Arthropoda, Insecta, Hymenoptera, Formicidae.
AACCGCGCAAGAAGUUCAGUAAAAGGAACAGGCCUAUCAAGGUCUAUUUACUGUGUAUGUAAACGAACAUGCGCGAGAGAAAGCAACGUGAGCAAAAUGAUGCAGGAAAAUACGGAUUCGGAAGCCUUUUUCGAAAAGUACACGAUAUCGGAAAGGACCAUGGCGAGACUCGUGUCUAUCAAGAAAGCGCUAAAAGAUAACAUUGCCCAAGCUAAUCCGAUGUGGAAACUUAUAGCGGGACAGAACGAGGAAGAAACACGUUCGGAAAGUGAAGACAGCGAUGAGAAGGAUGAACCGAUGAACAAUAGCGAAUCUCAAACGAGGCUCGAUCAGUCUGUGCUACCACCGUCCACUCAAUUUUACUUCACACAAGCCGAGAGAAUCCCAGAACCAACGAGAGCUGCUAUCGCGUUACCGCAAAGAUGGGAUAUCUUGGAGUGCACUUGUGAAAAUUUAGAACGAAAUAACGGUAAGAUAGACUUUACUCAGUUAGAAAAUCUACCCGAAGAAGAUCUCGUCGCAUUGGUGAAUGAGAUGGCAGGAAAAUUGAGUUCCAAGGGCAUCUAUAAUCUAUGUCAAUCGAUGAACGAUAUGACUAUCGAACAGAGACUGAAGUAUCUCAAUAUAUUUUGCACGCAUCUGUUGCUACCAAAGAUAAUCGAACUGGAGGAGCCGUCUCGUUUGUUGUCAUCCGCUAUCGCUGAAUGCACAAAAGUAUUUCCGGAUGAGGUCCAGCGACUCAUAUUUAUUCCUAUUCUCAAUACUGAGUUGAAAGAUGUAACAUUGGUUACCACUAUCGUGAAUACAUUUGACCAGCGAAAGAAAACGAUUCUCCUAGAAGAGUUUCUCGCACAUGUCAAAGAAUUGAAACCAUGGCACGUAUCCAUAUUGCAAAAUUUCUUAUCUGUAAAACUGGACCGUAACAUGAUCGAUAAAGUUAUCAAAUUAUUCUCGGAAAAGGCACUUUAUUAUUCCAAAGAUAAGAACUUUGGAAAGCUCGUCCUGUCAUUUUUAAAAAUUAAUACCGCUUUGUCCGAAGAGCAGAAAAUUAUAAUGACUGAAGUUGCUGCUGUCAAUGAAACGUUAUUCAAAAAACCUAUAGAAAAUAUUUUAAGAAAUAUAUAAUCGCUAAAUUCCACAUGUAACGAUACAUACAAUUACUAGGUUCUUCCAAUUAACGAAUUUAUAUAUAUUUUUAAUAAAAAUCUUAAUUAUUAUAUUUUAAUUGUUUUCUGAAAUAAACCUUAAUUCUAUUAUC